GGGAGCCAGUUGGGGCGGGGCUUGCUGGGGGAGCUGGCCCUCCGAGUGCAGGGUGGGGCCGGGCGCGGCCUCCGUAGUGCCUGGCGCCCAGACGCCCUCGGCAUCCUAAGCGCCUGGUCUGUGCGCGUCUGUCCUCGCGUUUCGUGUAGCUCCAGCUUCGGGUCCUUUCUCAGCUCUCGCAGUCGCCCCUGGCGCCGCCGCCCGACCCGCCGGCCGCCGCGGGCCGCGGAGCCCAUGAAGACGCGGGCCCCGCCGCCGCCUCCGCGGCGUCGCCGUCGUCCCGGGACGCCCCGAGUGGGCACGGGCAUGGGAGCGGCCUGAGCGCUGUACUGCCGCGGGACCUGGAGGGGAAGGCGGCGCCGCUGCCGGAGGCGGGAGCCAUGGCAGAGAAGCGCGCUGGCGCGCAGGCCGCUGGCGGCAGCUGGCUACAAGGCUUCGGCAGACCAAGUGUUUACCAUGCUGCUAUUGUCAUCUUCCUUGAAUUCUUUGCAUGGGGCCUGUUGACAACUCCAAUGUUGGCUGUUCUACAUGAAACGUUUCCUCAACAUACAUUCCUCACGAAUGGUCUCAUUCAAGGUGUAAAGGGCCUGCUGUCUUUUCUGAGUGCCCCACUCAUAGGCGCUCUUUCCGAUGUGUGGGGAAGGAAGCCUUUUCUCCUUGGCACGGUUUUCUUCACCUGCAUCCCAAUCCCACUGAUGAAGAUCAGCCCAUGGUGGUAUUUUGCGAUGAUUUGUGUAUCUGGAGUCUUCUCAGUUACAUUCUCUGUGAUAUUUGCCUAUGUAGCUGAUAUUACUCAGGAGCAUGAACGAAGCACUGCUUAUGGAUGGGUCUCAGCCACCUUUGCAGCUAGUCUGGUCAGCAGCCCAGCCAUUGGAGCGUACCUUUCUGCCAGUUAUGGAGACGGCCUCGUGGUAUUGGUGGCCACAGUGGUGGCUUUUCUAGACAUCUGCUUCAUCUUGGUGGCUGUUCCAGAAUCUCUGCCAGAGAAGAUAAGACCAGUUUCCUGGGGAGCUCAGAUUUCUUGGAAACAAGCAGACCCUUUUGCGUCAUUAAAGAAAGUUGGGAAAGAUUGUACGGUCUUACUUAUCUGUAUCACCGUGUUCCUUUCAUAUCUUCCUGAAGCUGGACAGUAUUCAAGUUUUUUUCUGUAUCUCAAGCAGUUGGGCCCAGAAUUGAAUUCUGGCAGUGGUGCCCUACAGGAAGCUGUUAUCCCAGGCCCACCAUUUUUAUUUGGAGCAUGUAUAGUUCUUAUAUCUUUUCUGGUUGCCUUAUUUAUCCCUGAAUACCGUAAAGCCAGUGGAGCUCAAAAACAAAGCAACAGCAUCAGUGGUAGCCUGACUAACACCCCGGAACGGGUCAGUGAUGAGGAUAUUGAACCACUGCUUCAAGACAAUAGCAUCUGGGAGCUUUCCUCCUUUGAGGAGCCUGGGAGUCAGAGUACUGAGCUGUAACUUGAAGAAAAGGAGUUCUGCAGAUGUCAACUCUUAAAGCCUUCAGGGGAGCCACACCACAUGGAAACUUUAUGGUGCUGGAGGGGUGAAACUAGCAGCACACUUGGGCCAGGUUGAUAAGUGAUUUCUUCAUCGUUUCUCUCCACCCCACCCCCAUCUCUCCCUCUUCCUGUUCUUUUCUCUUCUUUUUCUGUUUGUACAUUAGGACAAGGUAAGGUUUGAAAUACUUAUCCAUAAAUAGUGUACAAGUCUCAAGAUUAUCUGGAAUCCAGACUUUGAAACUCAAAUAGAAAAGGCCAUAUCCUUCAGAAAAAAAUGGCUUUCUGCUGGGCAAGCUGGAACAUGCCUGGAAUCCCAGCACUGAAGAAUCUGAGGCAAGAGGAGCACGCAUUCAAGGCUGACCUGGACUACGGAGCAAGUUCAAGGCCAUUCUGGACUACACAGUGUGGCCUUGUCUCAGGAAAAAAAAGACUUUCUUUUAAUAAGUGGAGUAACAUAAACAGCAAUCUUUCUACAUCCUUUUCUCUAGGAAGUGUAGGAUUGUUGUAGAAGUGCCAUCUUGCGUAAGAUUUCAGGUAAAUAUUUCCCUUUUUCCUUCCCUCAUCCUCCUGGAUGAUGCCCUGUUAGCCCACAGGUAUUGAUGAGUGGCCACUCUUAAAGAGUUAGCACUCAGUAUCAGGGAUCCAUUGCCUUUAUCCAAAGGUCAAACACAAAAACUAUAGUUUUACUCUCCCUUUGUUUUUUUUUUUUUCUAUUUUCUAUGCUUGUCUUGAAUAAAUAAUAAUAUUGAUUGGUGAACCCUUUUAGCAGAUGAAGGAAAUUUUUCUUACAAAUUCAAAUCAUGUUGAAGUAGGAAAUCAGAUUCGUGGACUUUGUGUCCUGGUCAGCUCUGCAGUGAUUUUACAGAGCAGAGCAAAAUUUCAUCUAGCUGGGUGUGGUGGUGCAUACCUGUAAUCCCAGCUAACUGGGAGGCUGAGGCACGAUUAUUGUGAGU
Molecule: messenger RNA, 2445 nt
Organism: Octodon degus (degu)
Lineage: Eukaryota; Metazoa; Chordata; Mammalia; Rodentia; Octodontidae
Product: hippocampus abundant transcript-like protein 1
Exons: 9
Coding region: 381-1451 (356 amino acids)
Biological process (GO): transmembrane transport
Cellular component (GO): membrane
Molecular function (GO): transmembrane transporter activity
Source: RefSeq, a predicted model, not a curated record